AUGACUUCAAAGAAACCCAUUGUGCUCCGUCUUGGAGAGGAUAUCAAGUAUAACCACAAGUUUUUCCAAGACGUAUUUACCGAGAGAUUCCAGGUCGUGGCCAAUGAAGAGCCCGACCGAGCAUCAUUUAUCAAGGCGCUAAAAGAAAAGAAAUAUGGUAAUUUCUCGGCCAUCUUUCGACCCCAUUUUCAGACGGGAGGUGAGAUGGGCCAAUGGGACGAUGAACUCAUUGGUCUCCUCCCACCGUCAGUUCGCAUCUUCGCAUCUGCUGGCGCAGGCUUCAACUGGGCUGACGUCGACGCACUCGGUCGACGCGGCAUCUGGUAUGCAAACGGCGCUGGUUGCAGUGACGAGGCUGUCUCCGACACAGCUCUGUUCAUGAUCCUGUCCGUCUUUCGAAACUUUUGGCGAUCACAAAAGGGCGCCCGUACCUGCAAUCCAGAUGACUUUGCUGCUACACACAAGCUAGUUGGAAGUAUAUCGUUCAACCCACGUGGUCACAUCUUGGGCAUCGUGGGACUAGGAAACAUCAGUAGAUUGCUAGCACACAAGGCACGAGCCGCACUGGGUAUGGAGAUUCAUUAUUAUGACGUCGUACGCGCACCGCCCGAGGUUGAGCAGGAGCUUCAAUCUACCUACCAUGCUACGUUGCAUGAGCUUCUCGGAGUCGCGGAUUGUGUCACUCUCCACACACCGCUCAACGCGCACACCCAGGACCUCAUCAAUGACAAGGCUUUUGCGGCCAUGAAGGACGGUGCACGUCUCGUUAAUACUGCGCGUGGACAAGUUGUCAACGAAGACGCCUUAAUUGCGGCACUUGAGAGCGGCAAGAUCUCUGCUGCUGGUAUCGACGUUCACUACCAUGAGCCACAGGUGUCAAAGGUACUGGCCGCGAUGGAUAACGUGACCAUGACAUGUCAUAACGGAGGCGCUGCCAUCACAACGCGGAUCAACUUUGAGUUGAAUGCCAUGAAGAACAUACUCGAACCGAUAACUCCGGUAAACCGGGCAUCGUUUAGGGGCUCUUAA
Messenger RNA from Fusarium vanettenii 77-13-4, 1029 nucleotides. RefSeq lists its product as uncharacterized. Lineage: Eukaryota; Fungi; Ascomycota; Sordariomycetes; Hypocreales; Nectriaceae. The transcript has 3 exons. Gene Ontology annotation, cellular component: cytosol. Bases 1 to 1029 code for a protein of 342 amino acids. Gene Ontology annotation, molecular function: glyoxylate reductase (NADPH) activity; NAD binding; hydroxypyruvate reductase [NAD(P)H] activity. The record is from RefSeq and is a predicted model, not a curated record.